Molecule: messenger RNA, 729 nt
Organism: Desarmillaria tabescens
Lineage: Eukaryota; Fungi; Basidiomycota; Agaricomycetes; Agaricales; Physalacriaceae
Exons: 2
Coding region: 1-729 (242 amino acids)
Source: RefSeq, a predicted model, not a curated record
AUGGAUUUGCACCUCAUUCUUGAUUCCAACUCUAUUGGGAAUGCAGAGAAUCCGCGUCUGAAGAAGUUCCGAGGUGUCAAGUAUCACAAAUCUUCCGUAAACGGGACUCCCCGCCGUCGAAGUCUGCGUGCCCAAGAAUCCAUUCCCGAAUACUCCUUGAAGUCAUCUAUCAGGAAAUCAACUCGUCGUACGCGUGCUACGAUGUGCAGCCCCCUAUCAGCACAGCAGAAUCACAGUCCAUUUGACAGUGAGCAUCCCACGCGCACUACUAAUAGACCCCAUAUGUCAAGUCUUGGGAAAGCCUCUGGUGUGCAGUCAGGUAGCACUACUAGCACCUGUUCCGUAACACACGAUCGAGCAUCGUCAUCGGCUUCUCCUCCAUUGUCCACCGCCACCUCUAGUGGUCUGUCCCGGGUCCGUCAACAGCUAGAGCGAGAAACAGCUCGCCUCGGUCGAAAUCUCUCCAUUAUGGAUUUCGUACUAGAUUCGAAAUCUCCCUGGGCAGAUUUCUCGGAAGAGAUGCUCCUAGAGAUUGCGAUCCGCAGUCAUCUGUACACCCCCUCGCGCAGCGAUUACGCGUUCGGGGACGAGCAUAGCUUGAAGACCUACUGGGAUGAGCAGGCGUCGAUCUGGACCGGCGUUCAAGAUAGCCAGACUCUUUUUGGAACGACUCGGUUUCCGGAUUCCUGCGAGCGCUCCACUGUUUCUGUUCAUGUCGCCAAUGGGUAA